GACUAGGCAAUGUGCAGUAGCGGAAAAUGACGGCGCUUCAGACUGCCAUCGGCAAAAUACAAGUAAUUCUAGCAUUCAUCGCUAGCGCGCUAUCCGUCCUGCUGCAGCUGGACUAGGGCGCGUGCAGAUAGCCGUGAAAAGCCUCCGAAAACGGCCAAAGCGCGCGCCCAGCACGUUCGAGGAACAACUCCGAGGAGAUUGCAGAGGCGUGCAGCGGACGAGUCGCGGAUGACUUGGCCAUGCCGGGGAAGAAAGGCUGCGUUGUUAGUUGCAGGCAUGUCCUCUGGGAGAACUCUGCAAGGCAGGUCAGUAGGAGAGAGCUGCUGUCGUUGCGGGUGGCAGAAAGAAGGCACUCGCGAGUAGCGAUAUUUGUUCUGCCUGGACUUCGCCGCAAUGGAGAGCCACACGCUCCUGGCUGUGCUUUUCAUAGUUCUGCAGGCUGUGACAUUGGCUAGUUGUUUGCGGUGCCAGUGUAAUGAAGCCUUUGAUUCCUGUGUUCACAACGUGGAGGAGUGUGACCAGCCAUCAGUGGGAUUUGUGUCUGUAUGCUACUCUCUUGCCACGAAAACGCUUGUGAAUGUGUCCGGCCAGUCUGGAUCAUCAUCUAUGCUGGAGUGGAGAUGGUUGGUGCGGUACGGAUGCGCGUCCAAGGGUGCGUCGGGCUCCGGCAGAAGCCAUUUGAGUUCGAAUGUUCAGUGCACGUUCCAUAAACCUGGCAGUGACGGCGACGGGGGCGUCGUUGGAAGCUGCUGCGAAACAGACUUCUGUAACAACCAGCUGAAAUUUAUGGCUCAGUUGCCCAGUCUUCCAAGACCUGUCGUCACCGCAGCACCUCAGACCCAGGAUUACACUGAGCCAUCGGAGCUGGAGCUAUCCAGUAGUAAUGACACCAUUGUGGUCGCUGUGGCCGUACUAGGCUCUCUAGUUGUCGUGGGUGGAAUAUGUGCUAUCUUGCUGGCGCGGCAUCGGUCAAAGAGGCCCAGCAAGAAACCGACGCUGCUGCCGACCUACAAGAAGCCAUGCCAUCCGACAACAAUGGCCACCAAGCCAGACGUGUUUGUCACCGAAGUUCAAAUGGACUCCGGGGUCAGUCUUGGAGAGUCCAGUGGCCGUGGUGUGUUUCAGCUGGAGCAGCGCACGGUGUCCCGAGAGAUAACCCUCAUUUCUAGAAUUGGCAACGGCAGGUUUGGUGAGGUGUACCGAGGCGAGUGGCGUGGCAAUGACGUGGCUGUCAAGAUCUUCAAGACCAUGGACGAAGACUCUUUCUUCCGUGAGGUGGAGUUGUUCAACACAAACAUGCUCCGCCACGAAAACAUCGUCGGCUUUCAGGCCGCCGACAACUUGGACUGCAGCAUGGAAACGCAGCUGUGGAUGGUUCUGGACUACCACAGCAGCGGAUCUCUGUUCGACUACCUGCGGCAUCACACUGCCGGCUCACCUCACCCGCACUCCAGCCUCAACAUCUGGGAGGCGCUGCGUCUUGCCUCGUCCGCUGCAUCUGGUUUGGCGCAUCUUCACUUACACAUCGGCGGCUCGAAUAGCUUUCAGAUGUUUGGGCACAAGCCGAGCAUUGCGCACCGUGACCUCAAGUCCAAGAACAUCCUCGUAAAGUCCACCGGCGUGUGCUGCAUUGCAGAUCUUGGCAUGGCUGUGCGCGAGGGUCCGGAGUGGGAUGAUCUGAAAUGCAUCACCCACGCCAACCUGCGGACUGGCACACGGCGUUACAUGGCACCCGAGGUACUGGACGGUACGAUUGACAUCGGUGCAUUCCACUCGUUUCGGCAGGUUGACGUCUACUCGCUGGCCAUUGUGCUCUGGGAAAUUCUGUCCAGUUGCCAUCUAGCUGGAGGCAAGGAACCUUGCUACCAGUUACCAUACGAGAGCCUGGUCCCUGGCGAUCCAUCCGUGGACGACAUGUUCAAGGUCGUGUGCAAUGCUGGCCUGCGUCCUACUAUCCCAGAACAGUGGAAAACAUACGAGGAGUUGAGAGAGAUCAGUACUAUAUUGAAGAGUUGCUGGAGAGCAAAGCCGUCCAGUCGCCUCCCCGCGCAGAACGUGGCAAAGAAGCUGGGCACCCUGCUGCAGACGGCCGCCACAAAGUGUGUCAACGUGCCCACCGUAAAUUCGAAGAAGAUGGAGUACGCCAUAAGUCCUAUCCAUAAACCAGAUGCAUAAUGAGUCCGAACAACCCUAUAAUAAAAUAAUCUACGGGCAUAUAACCAAUGUAUGUACGUCUUAGUUUAUACUGAAAUUUCAAGUCAUAUCGCACAAUUGAGUUGCUGAUCAGCCUCAAUGAGAUUAUAGUAUAACUUUAUCUGCCGAACUAUUGAACACUUCAGUCUGUAUCUAACCAUAACCUUUAAUAUCUCAAGUAACUUAGUGGGCAGGUUCAACGCUCAACUCUGUGCUAUAAAAUGAUUAUUAAUUUAAGGUAUGUGUGUGUUUGUGUGUGUUGCGCUCAUCACUUGAUCUUGAGGAACUCUGAAGUGAGUUCUAAAUUUAUUGGACUGAGCCGGAGCAGCCCACAACGCUUACGCGUACUUCUCCACAGCGUACCAAUCCCAUAAUAGUAUGAUGAUACAUAGUUUUAACAUAGGUGAAUCCUUGCCACACGCCCGGCUAUAAUACUUGGAAUAGCUUCCUCCUUUACCAGUGUCACAAUACCUUUGGUAGAUGUAUAAUUAUAGUACUGGGCUGAGUCACUUGUAUACGUGUCAGCCGUAAUCGAUCAGCAGCAAUAAGCCACUUACAUCAAGUACUCCCAUAACUUGCAGUUCAGUAUGACUCUGUUCAAGCCACUGCCAUAAUAAAGUAUCACCCUAGCCACUCCA
This is a messenger RNA of Sycon ciliatum, 2831 nucleotides long. Its product is annotated as TGF-beta receptor type-1-like. The coding region runs from base 394 to 2175 and encodes 593 amino acids. The record is from RefSeq and is a predicted model, not a curated record. Gene Ontology annotation, biological process: nervous system development; protein phosphorylation; cellular response to growth factor stimulus. Gene Ontology annotation, cellular component: plasma membrane; activin receptor complex. The transcript has 5 exons. Gene Ontology annotation, molecular function: activin binding; activin receptor activity, type I; ATP binding. Lineage: Eukaryota; Metazoa; Porifera; Calcarea; Leucosolenida; Sycettidae.